Molecule: messenger RNA, 996 nt
Organism: Fusarium odoratissimum NRRL 54006
Lineage: Eukaryota; Fungi; Ascomycota; Sordariomycetes; Hypocreales; Nectriaceae
Exons: 3
Coding region: 1-996 (331 amino acids)
Biological process (GO): L-phenylalanine biosynthetic process
Cellular component (GO): cytoplasm
Molecular function (GO): prephenate dehydratase activity; chorismate mutase activity
Source: RefSeq, a predicted model, not a curated record
AUGGCCAGCCAACACAAACCUGUUGUCAGCUUCCUCGGCCCAGUGGCCUCAUACACCCAUCAGGCUGUCCGUCAGGCCUUUUCUGAGUCAACAUGGGAAUUCUCCCCUGCAGUUACUAUCGAUGACGUAUUUGACCAGGUCCAAAGUGGCCAGGUGCAAGCUGGUGUUGUGCCGUUUGAGAACUCCACCAAUGGUUCUGUGAGCUUCACCUUGGACAACCUGGCUGACAGAACGAACCAUUAUCCGGAUAUCACUGUCGAUGGCGAGACAUACGUGGACGUUCACCAUUGCCUUGUUGGUCACAAGAGCCCUGUGCCAGCUGUCGAAGACAUUGCUGAAGGAUCCGGUACUUGCACCCCGACAGCCACUGACCCGUCACCUUCAAAACCACGGUCCAGGCCCCUGGCAAGCCUCAAGCACAUUCAACGCUUAUAUUCGCACCCCCAAGCAUUUGGCCAAUGUACCGCUUUCAUCUCCACCUAUCUCAAGGGUGUCGAGAUUUUCGAGGUCAGCUCAACCAGCAAGGCAGCUGAAAUUGUCAGUAAGGACACGACGGGUACCUGGGCCGCCAUCUCAAGCGAGCUCGCCGCUAAACUUCAUGGUCUCGAUUUUCUGGGAAAAUCGAUUGAGGACAGAGAGGAUAACACGACUCGUUUCUUCGUGAUUGGUAAAAAUGCUGCAGGCCCGAAGGACCUUGAAAAAACUGAAAAGGCUGUUGCUGAGAAGGGGAGCAAGUCGCUUGUCUCUUUCACAGUACCUCACACAUCACCUGGCGCUUUGGCGGAUGUGCUGAGCUGUUUCCGAACAUUCGACAUCAACUUGACCAGCAUCAACACUCUACCAAGCCUCGUAAAACCCUUCCAGUACAUAUUCUUCAUUGAAUUUGAAGGUCACAAGUAUGUCGAUCCUGAGGGCCGGGUCAACGGUGCGCUGGAAAAAAUCAGUCGUGUGGCCGAGAGUUGGAGGUGGCUUGGAAGCUGGGAGAGAUACAUAUAA